GGAAGACGGAAGACGUUGACGUCACCACUGAAGUCUGCUCUUAGGUCAGUCAGCAAUGGAGCGACCGGGAUUGACUGAAGAGGCAGGUGGAGGGGUAGGCGAGAUGGUGGCAUCUCGUGGUCAGCGUGGAGAAGGCGUCCUUGCGCAGGGAACAACGCACGUGGAGCUUCUACAGGAGACAGGUUUAUCCGAGAAUCUUCAACGGCAAGCAGAUGAAUGGGUGGCCGAGCUGGAAGACACGCAACAGCAUAUGCAACAGAUUGUUGGAGCCUUGGCCUCCGUGGCCCAGGCUGGGUCGGUGGUGGAUUGGGGGGGAUCUACCAUGACCACAUGGCUGGAGGAUAAGUACCGACAACUGUCAACUAUCCUCUGGCAGAUUCUCGAGGAUCCAGCACCGGAGCUUUUUCUAGACUGGCAGCUGGCUGGCACACUGAUAACCAAUUGUAACAUGAUUUUCAGCCAGGGAGUAGAUUACUACGAUCAGUUGAAGGAGAGGCUGUCGAUUGAAACAUCUACAAUAGGGAUAACCGUUUCAACAACAGUGACGGCGCGUACGACUAUGAUUUCAGCGACAGCGACAAGCAUCAAUGACAUCAACCACAACAGUGCCUGCGAUGACGCCAUCUGCAGUGGCGUCGAUUACAUCAACAACAUCACCAACGGUGAUUUCAUCAACCAUCAACACGACAGCGUCGACCUCACCACUUGCAUCUGCAGCAGUGUCAGUUACGUCUCUACCAUCACCGACAUUAGUAACGAAUGCGUCGUCUCAAAUAACGGCAACAAGGUUUGCGGACGCAACUACUCACAAGACUGCUGGUUGCAACAACAAUAACAACAACAAAAAUAACGAUAAUAU
Messenger RNA from Chara braunii, 859 nucleotides. NCBI's taxonomy places the organism in Eukaryota, Viridiplantae, Streptophyta, Charophyceae, Charales, Characeae. The record is from the annotation of a GenBank genome assembly.